This is a messenger RNA of Vicia faba (fava bean), 1122 nucleotides long. The record is from the annotation of a GenBank genome assembly. NCBI's taxonomy places the organism in Eukaryota, Viridiplantae, Streptophyta, Magnoliopsida, Fabales, Fabaceae.
AUGUGGAGAGAGACAGUGUGCAUUGUGGUUGUGUGGGUCAUACGGAGGUGGCUGAUGCAGAGAGGGUCUCUAUGUUUGCGGAGAUGUGGCUAUGACCCAACAAGGGCACCAUUGUGGUUGGUGACAGUGACCAGUUAUGCACGGUGGCUGGUCGGUGGUGACAUUAUGUAUGGCGUGGAUUCGAAUCUGUAUGUGUCGGUCUCGAGGUUGUAUGAAUUAAUGGUGAUUUGUUUUGACAAGUUUGGCUUAUGUGAUAUAAAUGUGAAAGGGAUGUUAAGGUACUUUAGUUCCUACACCUGCGUUCCUACACCUGCGUUCAAUGAGAUGUAUGAAGAGUACUUUAGUUCUGUCAAGAACACGGAAGUGCCAAGAUCAGGGAUUGGUAUAUCGGAGAAUCACAAUGAGAUGUAUCAUGGAGUUGAUUCUGGUUGGAAGCAUGAUGAACAGAUAUGGGAGGCGGCAGGUUCACUUCCUCCUGCUCAUUGUUAUUUUUUCCACCAGGAUUCAAGAAUUCAAAAUUUGGUACGAAGUCGCCUGUGUAAUUUUUCUCCAUUAGGUGUUAAUGGAGCGAAUCAGCAACAAAAUGUCUCUCACAUUGAUUACAUGGGACAAUUUGAUAAUGGAGGAGCUUCUAAAACGCCAGGAGUUCCUAGAGGACGUGUUAAUGGCUCAACAAGCAGAAGAAGCAAAUCAGUUGAUUUGAAUGUUCAAGAAACCUUUAAUGCUUCUGAAGGUUGGGUGGAUCCCAAAAUCAGCGGCACUAUGCCGAAAGAUGCAGGUAGAAGACGCGUCCAAGCAAGUGGUCAAUCUGCUGGUCAAUCUACUGGUCAUUGGUUUACAGGAUCCGAUGGAAGAAAGACAUUGCAACAACUUAAACAAAGAAAAUUAAAUCUCACUGCUCCUGCAAGCCCCGGUGCAUUUGGCCGGAUUGCAAAACUGCGCAAUUUUGGCCUUGUUGCUCAAAUCAAGAGGAUGGCCAGUGACCCUUGCAUGGAUGUUAAGCUUCGAGCACGAGUUGCACUUGGGCAGAUUAUUUCUUUUGCUUCCAAAACGGUGCAUCAAUUUGCUUUUAUUUUUUUCAACCAGUCAGAGCAGUGUAAAUCUUUUCAAUUUUCUAAAUGA